CUAAAUGUUCAUUGUUGUGUUCUCAGUUUCUAAUUUUGUAUAGGGAUUAGAUAGGUAAAGCUUAUAUGGAGUAAUUGGCCGCAAAAAGAAAAUGCGUUACACUUUAAUUUUCUUUUAAACAAAUUCAACUAUCAUUUGACAACCUAAGACAGCAGUCAACAAAUGGGAGGUGCUGUUGUAUCAAGAUUGGUUAUAGUAAGCGGUGGUUUAUUGUAUCCUGCCUAUUCAUCAUACAAAGCGGUCAAAGCAGCCAAUGUGAGACAAUAUGUGAGAUGGAUAAUGUAUUGGGUGGUCUUUGCUUUAUUUACUGCCAUUGAAACCUUCACAGAUGUUUUUCUAUCAUGGCUUCCAUUUUAUUACGAGUUAAAAAUGAUCUUUGUCCUUUGGUUGGCUACCCCAUACACCAAAGGCUCGACUUAUAUCUACAGAAAAUUCAUUCACCCUAACUUGUCGCGUAGGGAGCAGGAAAUCGAUCUGUUUUUGGAGAAUGCUCGAGAUAAGAGUUACAAAACCAUGGUAAACGUUGGUUCGAAGGGAAUUAACAUGGCUGCCAAUGUUGUGGUCACUGCCGCAGUCAAGGGACAAGCUGUUGUCACUGACAAACUCAAAAGUUACAGUGUAAUGGACCUGACAAAGUUACCGGAUUCAGCAGAUGUACAUCUUCAUCAACCAAUGCCAAUUGCUAACCCUGCACGAGUACGAGAGAUGCAUCAAUCUCGUUCCAACCCAACAGUUGUCCUCGAUCCAGCAGAAGGUUCUGAAAGUGGGGCAGGCCAAGACCCGAGGUUGUUGAGUCAGUUCAAAGCUUACUCCAUGAUGAACUUAAGUCAAGUCACCACACAAGAAGGUUUAAACCAGUAUAUACCAGAUACUUCUGAUGAUGGAGAAUUUACUUCUGACCCUCCAUCGUACACUAUAGAUGACAUGAGGAUAACCAGGAGAAGCAACUUUGCGGAAGAAGCGGUUCCUCAGCCAGAUGACUUUUCCACACAGUUUUACACAAUGCCACGCAAGAAAAAAAGCUCAAAAAGCAAAACUAAACAGCUCCCACCACUCCCACCUGACUCUGGUGCUUCACUACGACGAUCAAAACGUAAAUCAAAAACUAAAACCAGAGUCCAAUACGAUGAGAUAUCAGAAUGAAGAAACAGCUUCUAAAUAUCUAAUACUAAGAUUUUGCAGCUGCUUGUAAUUGGUGCCAUCUUUAAACUGUUUCUGUACCCUGUAGUAUAGUAGGGUGGGGGAAGAUAGGACACUAUUUCAUUCUAUUUUCUCGCCCAAUUUGAUAGUACAAAGAACAUUUUCUCUUACUCCCAUAUACCGUUGUUAAUUGUUUAAAACACAACCAGGAUAUAUAGAUAUUAUGUGCUAAAGUGCUCUGUCUUCCCCCAACCUACUACAUUUGAGAAAUACAAUUUCAAAAUUUGAGAAAAAAAUUCCCUGCAAUACUGACGGAAGGAUCAAAUUACAUUUGAUUUUUAACAACUCACUAAAGAAUUUCAUUUAUAUUUCUAAACUUAUGGAAAAUUUAUUAUUUACCCAAAUCUUUUCACUUCCAAAUUGACUUUUAUGCUCUGUAUGAGUUUAUUUGCCGACUGUAAUGUAGUUUUUUUUUAAUUUUUAGCUUAUGGUGUGUAUUUAUAGUACGUUAAUGUUAGCAGUUGAUUUUAGUUAGGUAAUACCAUGAAUUUUACUGUUUUUCAUAUAUUUAUGAAAAGAUAAUUUCAUGUCUAUGAAAUAGAUAAACUAAAAUUGCAGCCAUAUCGCAAAUUUGGUUGAAUUAAUUUUCUGUGAUAAUGUUCUAAAAUAAUUUUGAAGCCGAAAUUACCGUGUUAAUUAUGUGCAAUUACUGCAACACAAAUCUUACCUAAUUGUGAAUGAAUUAUCACUUAUGGCGAUCUAUUUUAACAUAGGCACCAAAUACUGUAAAAUCACCUGCAUAGGCGCCAAACCUGGGGUGGCAGGGUGGAUAUGUCUACCCAAGAAUUUUCUACACUGUAUAAAUCAGUAAAAUUAAGCAAAUGGAUUUAUUCCACAGGAAUGUGUAUUUAACUAUCCUGUCUACCCUAAAGAUUGGCACUUAUAAUUAUUACUGUUACUUGAAAAUUGACUAGCUUGCUUAUCAUCUAAUUACUUCAUACAUUCUGCUGCAUAUUAGCUCAAUCUCAUAUGACAUUAAUUUUUAAAUUCACAUUUUUAUUCAAUUAAUUGAACAAAGCUUUUUCACCUUUUUUUUGCGACAUUACUUUAUUUCAUUACAUUCUAUUCUCAUAUAUCUAAAACAUGUUACAAUGUGACAUGCUCAUAACCCACCAGGUUUAAAUGUUUGUUCUGCAGGUUCACCAAUCCAUUACUGCUUGUCUUUGCUAAUGGGUUGGGAGACACUGUGUUUAUAUUGCGGACACCACAGCAUUUGCACAUAGGCUUUUGAAUAUUUUGAAGCAAAUAAAUGCAAGUUUUGCUAAAAA
This is a messenger RNA of Ciona intestinalis (vase tunicate), 2468 nucleotides long. NCBI's taxonomy places the organism in Eukaryota, Metazoa, Chordata, Ascidiacea, Phlebobranchia, Cionidae. The record is from RefSeq and is a predicted model, not a curated record.